Messenger RNA from Tuber aestivum (summer truffle), 524 nucleotides. The record is from the annotation of a GenBank genome assembly. NCBI's taxonomy places the organism in Eukaryota, Fungi, Ascomycota, Pezizomycetes, Pezizales, Tuberaceae.
AUGGACCCAAACUGCGCAAUCUGCGGCAACCCCCCGAAACACCCCUGCGAUUGCGAGCGUCGGAGCCUAAUUCACGCCGUGGAGGAAUCCGAAAGACGUGUUCUCUCCCCACUAUUAUCUGAUAUACGGUUUUCCUCCCCUACCCCCCCCCUCGCAUAAACUUCCUCCCCACUAACGUUCUCGACUUUCUUCACGAUAGCCUAUGGGUAACAGCCCAGGCCCGGGCCUCAAUCCACCAAGACUUUCGCGCUCGAGAGGCCCGCCGACGGGCAGACUACGAGUGCUGGCGACAGGAUAACGGCGGCAGAAUUUCACGCACGGAGCUGGAAGAGGUGGAGUUUGAGCUGCGCAGGGGGAUCAACGAGGAUUGGAGGGCCGCCGUGGGGAGAUAUCCUGAUGUGUUGGAUUAUUUUUAUGGGCUUGUGGGAUGGACGAGGAGUGGUGGUAGUGGUGGCGGUGGCGGUGGGGGCGGAUUGAGGAGGGGGGAGAGGGAGAGGGGGGCUUAUCUUACGAGGAGGGGGUAG